UUGCAUGGAAAUUUCAAGACCUACUUGCCCCGGUCUUCAAGCAUUUUGAAAAUAAAACUAAAACGAUGGUAAGAAAUUAAUUUCUGACUUAUAUGUGGCUGGUCAGGAUAGGAGAAUAAAAGUAUGCAGUGUCAAUGCCUGGACAAAUUUCUAUAUAAACACCACAACCAUUUUUGUGAGCAAAAGCCAUAAAAACAAAACGAAAACACAAGCUUUCUUUAAAGACAACCAUGGCUCAAUUCCACCAAUCUUUCAUCCUCUCCUCUCUUCUGAUCCUAACUGCUCUGCAUUCCAUCCAUGCCGUCGAAUACGUCGUCAGCAACCUCGCCGAGACAACACCCGGCGGUAUGCGCUUCAACAACGAGCUCGGAGUGGACUACACCAAGCAAACAAUGGCAUCCGCUACAGAAUUCAUCUGGAACAUCUUCCGGCAAACCACGGAUGCAGACAGGAAGAACGUCGAGAAGGUGAGCUUGUUCAUCGACGACAGGAACGACAAUGCCAUAGCAUAUGCCAUCAAUAACGAAAUCCACUUCGGGGAUAACUAUAUCGAUAACAUUGAAGGGGAUAUAAAGAGGGACUUCAAUGGGGUUCUUUACCACGAGAUGGUUCAUAUAUGGCAGUGGAAUGGGAACGGCCAGGGAGGCGAUACAGCCCGGAACUUGACGGAGGGGAUUGCCGACUUUGUGAGGUUGAAGGCCGACUACGUGCCGCAGGGAUGGGCGCAACCCGGAGACGGCAAUUACUGGAGUGAAGGAUAUUCGGUGACGGCUCGGUUUCUGGACUACUGCAAUGGACUUAGUGAUGGGUUUGUGGCUGAGCUGAACAAGAAGAUGAGAGAUGGUUAUAGCGACGACUUCUUUGUUCAGCUGCUGGGGAAGACCGUUGAUCAGCUUUGGAGUGACUACAAGGCCCAGUUUGCAGGAAAUUAGGCAUAUAUCUUAUAUAAAAUAGAAAGGAGUACUCUUCACUUAUAUGAAUAAAAGCAUGAAUAUAUAUUUUUUUUUUUGGUGACGUGAAUAAAAGCAUGAAUUAGUGUA
Molecule: messenger RNA, 1040 nt
Organism: Ziziphus jujuba (common jujube)
Lineage: Eukaryota; Viridiplantae; Streptophyta; Magnoliopsida; Rosales; Rhamnaceae
Exons: 1
Coding region: 231-932 (233 amino acids)
Source: RefSeq, a predicted model, not a curated record